Molecule: messenger RNA, 2771 nt
Organism: Pyricularia oryzae 70-15
Lineage: Eukaryota; Fungi; Ascomycota; Sordariomycetes; Magnaporthales; Pyriculariaceae
Product: high-affinity glucose transporter ght2
Exons: 4
Coding region: 880-2592 (570 amino acids)
Biological process (GO): carbohydrate transport; transmembrane transport
Cellular component (GO): membrane
Molecular function (GO): carbohydrate:proton symporter activity
Source: RefSeq, a predicted model, not a curated record
CUCCAACAAAGGGAGAAAAUAAAUUAGGCGAUAAAAAAAGAAAAGAGUUUCCAACGGCCAGCCGGACACAAAAAGCAAAUAAAAAAAAAUGCAACUUUCCAGUACCUGGCCCCCUUGUGUGCCGUGUUCCGAAACGGACUUUUUUCCCACAACGCGAACCGAAUUUCUCCCUUCUUGUUACUCGGCACCCAGGGACUUUACCUUGAUUACCUAGCAAAGCCAAACGUCAUGGAGACCUGCUCCACCCAGUCGGCGCUUUCUCGUGCAAACAAGACGACCACACCGCAGACGUGGGCCCAGGCGACGGGCUCCGUCAUCCCGUUAUUUUGUGGUCUCUUUUGUUUUCCAAUUUUUUUUUUAAUUCCUUUUUUUUUUCGUGAGGCUUUUGCUGCUUUGCUGCAAUUUCGCGGCACGUGGUCCUUUCAUUUUUUGCUCCCCCUUUGCGGAUCGUGAAUGAGUCGUGGGUGGCUACAGUUUUACAAAGGAAACCGUGCAACGACGUCAUCUUGGACGGCCUCUUGGCGUCUUGGUGAUGCUUGGAAAGAAAAAAAACCCACCACGGAUCCUCGACGCGCGCCGUGGUUCAAAAACGCACUCGUCUGCCGCAUUUCUUCUGGUUCCGGAAUGUAUUUCUUGUACAGUGAUCUGCUCGUCUGUUUCCUCAAUCCGACUUUUUUUUUUUUUCAAUGGACCUCGAGUGAGCCCGAUCUACUGACACAACCGUAAAGUGGUCCCCCAAGCCACCAAGACACCACCUGUUGGCCAAAAUCCCCCAGGGCCCGGCCGAACUUUUCUUUUCGAUUUUGAUCCCUUUUCGUCUGUUUUAUUUUGUCAACCUGUGAUACCCUCUUGCGUAUACUUCUUUUUUCAACAGCAAUCAUGCUUGGCGGCAAGUCCAUCAGGGUCAAUGGCGCCGAGUGCGGCGUCGAGUCUCUCUUCCUCGGCGCUGUCACCAGCCUGGGUGGCUUUCUUUUCGGUUACGACACGGGUCAGAUCUCGGGCAUGCUCAUCUUCGAGGACUUUCAGCGCCGCUUCGCCACGGGCCCCGUUGGGGAGAAUGGCAUCCGGGAAUGGGUUCCCAUCAUUCAGUCCACCAUGGUGUCCCUGAUGAGCAUCGGAACGCUCAUCGGUGCUCUUUCUGGUGCCUACACUGCCGACUGGUGGGGACGUCGGAGGAGUUUGGCGUUCGGUGUCAUCUUGUUCAUCAUCGGCAACAUCAUCCAGAUUACUGCCAUGGAGUCUUGGAUUCACAUGAUGAUGGGUCGCCUGAUUGCUGGUUUUGGUAUUGGUAACCUGUCUGUCGGUGUGCCCAUGUUCCAGUCGGAGUGUGCUCCCCGUGAGAUUAGGGGUGCCGUUGUGGCCAGCUACCAACUGCUCAUCACUUUCGGAAUCCUCAUCUCAAACAUCAUCAACUACGGUGUCAGGAACAUCCAGGGCUCCGACGCCUCGUGGAGAAUCGUGAUUGGCCUGGGCAUCUUCUUCAGCGUGCCUCUCGGUAUCGGCAUCCUGCUCGUCCCCGAGUCUCCCCGUUGGCUCGCCGGACGUCAGGACUGGGAUGGUGCUCGCAUGUCCAUCGCUCGUCUCCGCGGCAUGAAGCACGACCCCAACAACGUCCUCGUCGAGACCGACAUCAGCGAGAUGUACAAGAUCAUCAAGGAGGAGUCCAGCGUCGGAGUCGGCAGCUGGGCCGAAUGCUUCACCGGCAAGGGCGGUUCCGAAGGCAUUCCCAAGGUUGUGUACCGCACCAUCCUGGGCAUGUUCCUGCACUUUACGCAGCAGUGGACCGGUGUAAACUACUUCUUCUACUACGGUGCCACGAUUUUCCAGUCUGCUGGUGUCGACGACCCUAUCGUCACGCAAUUGAUCCUGGGCGCCGUCAACGUCGCCAUGACCUUCUUGGGUCUGUACAUUGUCGAGAAGUUUGGACGUCGUGGUCCCCUCUUUAUUGGUGGCGCGUGGCAGGCGGUCUGGCUGGCUGUUUUUGCUGCCAUUGGAACCGCUCUGCCGCCCACAGAGAACCGCGUCUCUGGCAUCGUCAUGAUUGUGUCCGCCUGCAUGUUUAUUGCUUCGUUCGCCAGCACCUGGGGUCCCAUCUGCUGGGUCGUCAUCGGCGAGACCUUCCCGCUCCGCACGCGUGCCAAGCAGGCCUCGCUGUCCACAGCCGGCAACUGGCUGGGCAACUUUAUGAUUUCGUUCCUCACGCCCAUCGCCACCGACGGCAUCUCGUUCUCCUACGGCUUCGUGUUUGCCGCCGUCAACUUGUGCGGUGCCCUGGGCGUGUACUUCUUCCUCUACGAGUCCCGCAUGCUGUCGCUCGAGAACGUCGACCGCAUGUACGGCGACCCGUCCAUCAAGCCCUGGAACUCGCGCAAGUGGACUCCCCCCGGAUACAUCAACCGCCGCACCAAGGACGAGAAGUACGUGCCCGAGGGCGAGCACGUCCAGGGCGGAGUCAGGGGCUCGGUCGGCAGCGACAACACCGCCGUCCCCGGCGAGGCCGACGUCAACCACGACCACGCCAAGCAAAGGCCUGGUAGCGACGGCGUUCCCACGACGGAGCAGCACGAGCAGGCUGUGCUCCGGAACGCGUAAUGUUGGCGGGUGGCUUAAUGUCUUGAAACAUCGAUGGUUUUGAGAGAUUUUGUCUUGUAGGAUACUACUAGGUUUUCUUUGUUGCAGAAAACUGACUGGUUUAGCUGCCAGUGAGAGCAUAUAUAUACAAACAUAAAUAUAACCGAAACCUUUGGGUAACCCCUUGGUCAAAUGCAUGC